UCAAAGCAGUCGACUGAUUCUUAUUAAUUUACUGUUUCAUUUAAACCACUAGCAUAUAAGAAACAAAACAACAAUUUUUAUGUAAAUUAAACAUCAAAUGUAAUUUUAAUAGUGUCCGAAUAUUGUAGAAGAUUAAAAAAGUAAUAAACAUCAGUAACAAAAAAAAAAAAGCAAAAGAGAUGGAGGGAUUUUCCAACACACAAUAUCAAAAUGGCCACCCCCAUUGACAGAAGAGAUAAAGUUUUGAUUAAAAGACUGGAUCAAUGCUGACGUGCAUUUUAUAGACAGUUCUUGGUUUGGUCAAUGUUUUUCACUUAUGUUUACUCAUUGUUGAAUUUCCACAAUAAGCCAUGCUGUUCGGUCAAGUGGUGAUUGGUCCUCCCGGGUCUGGGAAGACCACAUACUGUGCUGGAAUGUCGGACUUUCUGACUGGUCUGGGCCGCGAUGUUGCCGUGGUGAAUCUAGACCCAGCCAAUGACAACCUUCCAUACAAAUGUGCCGUGGACAUAUCGGACCUGAUCACCUUAUCGGACGUGAUGGACAACCUCAAACUGGGGCCGAACGGGGGACUCAUCUACUGCAUGGAGUACCUGGAGAAGAACUUGGACUGGCUGCAGGCCCAGCUGGAGAAGGUGAAGGACAAGUACCUGCUGUUUGACUUCCCGGGCCAAGUGGAGCUGUACACCCACCAUGGCUCCGUGAAGACAAUGCUGCAGCAGUUGGUCAGGUGGGACCACCGCCUGGUGGCCGUGCAUCUUGUCGACUCGCACUACUGCAACGACCCUGGCAAGUUCAUCUCAGUCCUCCUCACGUCGCUGUUGACGAUGCUGCAGAUAGAACUGCCUCACGUGAACGUCCUGUCGAAAGCCGACCUGAUAGAGAAGUACGGGAAGCUGGCAUUCAACCUUGACUUUUAUACGGAGGUUCUCGACCUGAGUUACAUCCUCGACCAGCUUCAGGAUGAUAAAUUUUUGCAGAAAUACAAAAAACUUAACGAGGCCCUCAUUGGGAUUAUUGAAAAUUACAGCUUGGUUUCUUUUGUUGCCCUCAACAUACAGGACAAGGAGAGUGUUUUGCGUGUAACACGUGUGAUUGACAAAGCCAACGGUUUUAUUUUCGGCGACAGCGAGGAGCGAAACAUUCAGGCGAUGUUGUCUUGUGCAAUGGGUGCAGAGUUCGAGUACGAGAAGAUAAAAGACAUCCGUGAAAAGUACAUGGACACUGAUACAGACAUGAAUGUGGGUGAUGUUGAUGACAAACAGCCAGGGACUUGACACCAAGUCUUUCAAUGGGACUGAAAUAGAUCUAAUUCUUAAUGCCACUCCAUUGUGUAUGGACACUGACAUGAAUGUAGGUGACAUCGAUGACAAACAGCCAGGGACUUGACACCAAGUCUUUCAGUCUGACUGAAAUAGAUCUAAUUCUUAAUGCCACUCCAGUUUUUUAUUUUUUAUUUAUUUAGUUUUUUAUUGUCCCCAGCUCAUUUUGACAUGCCAGGGUUGGGGUGCCCUGAUUCAUCGCCUCACAGAAUAUGAAUUAGAUUAUACAUGCUAAAUACUGGAAGUACAUACACUUUGUGGUAGUAUGCUGAUUAUAGUAAUAGUAAUACUUAUACAAAUAAUGUACAUGGUGAUAUAUUUAAUAUUAAUGCAUAUGUACAUGUAGAUAGUAGUAUUAUAAAUGACUAGUUACAGUAAUAGAAAUAUAUUUAAAUAGGCUGGUUGAUGUAAUGGGGACAUAAAAUAAAUAUAUAAGUUUAGAAAGAAAGUGUUUAAAAAGUAGGUAAUUAUAGUGAUAAGUAAUAAUGUCAAAAUUCACGUCAAGCGCUCGCUUGAUAAUUGUUUCUAUUAUCUUCCAUCAAAUUACUUUCUUGACAGAAGAGUCAUUUCCAUGGUGCCCAGAUUGAAUUAUACUCUUCAUAUUUACAGUUUUUAAAAAGAAUAUAUUUUUCUAUUUUGUAUUUAUUUUGUAAAAUGUUUUGAGCAGCUAUUAUAUUUUUUUCUUUUUUCUUCCAUUUUUGUCUUGUAUAUAUAAUAUUUAAUGUUUAUUAACAGCCAGUUUAUAAAUAUGUCUUUUAUAUCGCCUAUUUGUCCAAAUAAAAUAAUUGUUUUAUUUAAUUUUAUUCGAAUUCCUUUUUUGUUUAAAAUCCAAUUUACAACAGCAUGCCACAGAUCAGUCACUUUAUUACAAUAGUAAAAUAAAUGUGUUAAUGUUUCUGGUGAACUGCCACAGAACGUACAUUCAUUAGUAUCUAUGUAUUUAAUUUUAUGUAAAAAAAAGUAUUAGUUGUUAGUAUCUGGUGUAUAAUUCUGUAUUGAAACCAUAUCAAAGUUUUUAUCUCUGAGACUUAUAAAAGGCACUCUAUAAUAGUUUCCCCAUUCUUUUGAGUCAAAAGCAAAACCUUGGUUUCUACAUCUUAUUUGUGAUGCUGGUGUAAUAAUUUUGUGAUUUAAUAGUUUAUACAUGUCUUUAAUACCUGUUUGACUUUUAAGAAUAAUAUUAAAUUUUACCGGAAAUACAGGAUUAGUUAGCAAUGUAAAGUGGCCAUUUCUAACGUCUGCUUUAUUUAUAAAUGCCUUAAUGCUGUUUUAUAAGCGAUGAAUAUUCUAAAAAGUGUGAAUUUAUGUUAUAUAUAUUUUUUAAUUUCUCAAAUGUAAAGAAGUGCCACUCCAGUUUGUAAGUCUCUGUUAGUAGAUCCAACCACCGGCCUUGGACAUAAUGCUGGUAGGUACCGGAUUCGCAGCCCGGUACCGGCUCCCAUGGGUAGGUGUAAGACCACUAUACCCUCUUCUUUCUCAGUAACCGCUAACAACUAACCCUCUGUCCUGGACAGACAGCCCAGAUAGCUGAGGUGUGUGUCCAGGACAGCAUGCUUGAACGAAAAUAAGUCGAAAUGAAUUAAUGUAGAUCCAACCAAAACCACGGCUGCGUUCAAAAAGACGAUGCAGAAAAACAUGUUUGCUAGACUGGUUGAGGUGCUUCACAUUAAAACUGAAAAAGUUUGUUUUAUUUAACGACACCACUAGAGCACAUUGAUUAACUAAUCAUCGGCUAUUGGAUGUAAAAAAUUUGGUAAUUCUGACACGUCAUCAAAGGAAACCCGUUAUAUUUGUUUUU
Molecule: messenger RNA, 3117 nt
Organism: Gigantopelta aegis
Lineage: Eukaryota; Metazoa; Mollusca; Gastropoda; Neomphalida; Peltospiridae
Product: GPN-loop GTPase 2-like
Exons: 4
Coding region: 351-1274 (307 amino acids)
Cellular component (GO): cytoplasm
Molecular function (GO): GTPase activity
Source: RefSeq, a predicted model, not a curated record